AUGGCGACGAUGGCAGAGAGGAGAGAUACGGAUCGGAUCAAGGGUCCAUGGAGUCCGGAGGAAGAUGAACUGUUGCAGAGGCUGGUGCAAAAGCAUGGCCCGAGAAAUUGGUCUCUGAUCAGCAAAUCGAUUCCGGGUCGAUCCGGGAAGUCGUGCAGGCUCCGAUGGUGCAACCAGCUCUCGCCGCAGGUGGAACACAGAGCGUUUACACAAGAAGAAGACGAGAUGAUCAUACGGGCCCACGCGAAGUUCGGCAACAAGUGGGCCACCAUAGCCCGAUUGCUCGCGGGUCGGACUGAUAACGCUAUCAAGAACCAUUGGAACUCCACUCUCAAGCGGAAGUGCUCUUCCAUGUCCGAUGACUCGGUUUUCGUCGACGUUCAGCCUUUGAAAAGAUCUGCGAGUGUUGGGUCGGGUACGAUAAUUUCCGGUUUGUAUAUCAACCCGAGUAGCCCAUCAGGAUCCGAAUUGAGCGAUUCGAGUCUUUCGGGUCUUCCUUCACCGCAUGUGUAUAGACCUGUUGCCAGAACCGGCGGCGUAAAUACUCCACCUGUUCAGCCGGUGGAAACAGCGUCAUCGGGAUCCGACCCGACUACGUCUCUGAGUCUGUCCUUGCCCGGAUCCGUUUCGUCUGAGGGAUCUAACAAAAUAUUCGGAUCUAAUUUUAUAACUCACCCGACUCAGGUGAUGCAAAAUAACCCAGAGCCACAACCUGAAUCGGUUGCCCAGGUGGCUCCACCACCACCACCACCUCCUCCGCCUCCACCACCGUCUCACAGCAGUCCAAACUAUGACUUUGGGUCAAUUGGUGUUCCUCCGCCGCCGCCACCACAAGCAGGUGAAAAACAGUUCUUUAGCCCAGAAUUCUUGGAUGUUAUGCAAGAGAUGAUCAGGAAAGAAGUGAGGAGCUACAUGUCUGGGAUUGAACAGAAUGGGAUUUGUAUGCAGACUGAAGCCAUUAGGAAUGCGGUGGUGAAGCGUAUUGGCAUUAGUAAGAUCGACUAG
Ilex paraguariensis (yerba mate) is the source of this 1005-nucleotide messenger RNA. NCBI's taxonomy places the organism in Eukaryota, Viridiplantae, Streptophyta, Magnoliopsida, Aquifoliales, Aquifoliaceae. The record is from the annotation of a GenBank genome assembly.